AUCUCUCAAAAGAGGAGAGAUUAAUGUCCUUCUAACCCUCUACGGAGGUAUGGGGGUUGGGGGUGGAGCUCCGUGUUUAGCAAAAGCCUGGGAAGACACACUCUUGGCAUUCUCUAACUUGGCAGCGUUCGAAGGCAUCGCAAGGAUGCCUCAAGGUCUGAUGGCCCCAGGAUUCUCUGAUUUCUCACUGCCUUCGCCUUUCCGACAGUCCCCACAAAACACAGAGACAGACGGACAGACAGACAGACUCGGGGGCUCUCCAUGGGCCCUCCUCCCUGUGUCCCCAGGACGAGCCGGCUGCAGCAGCCUCUGUCCAGGCAAACGUAUGGUCAGCGAGCCGCGCUCAGCUCUGCUCAGCUCGGGCGCAGGGUACUGUGCACCCCCCUGGCACAGCCCCAGCCACUGUCUCAUCUGCAAGCAGGAGCCGCGCGCGUCCAGGCGGCAGGGCUCGCGUUGCCGUCGGGGCGCGCACCGCCUCGCUUGCCACCAGCGCCGUGGCCCGCGACUCCCGACGCUGUUCCACGCACGGUGCUGGGUCCUAGCACCCCAGGGGCCUCUCGGCCCGCCCAGCCCAGCCCAGCCCUGCGCCCGUUCGGGCCGCUCCGGCCGGGCCCCGCGCACCCCGGAAGUGGACGUCGGGGCCCGAGGAGCAGGGCCCGCGCCCCGCCGCCGUCCAGGCGCGGCCUCCAGGGUCACCCACCCGGGGCUGCACCGCCCCGCGCCCCCGCGGACCCGCGCCGGCCUUACCUGCCCAGCCAGGUCUUCCAAUACAAGAUCCUGGGAAGACCAGCCAUAUCCUGUCCUGCUUCGAGUCAAGAUCAGCCUAGAUCAGGAGACAGAAUCUUAUAUAACCCAGGCUGGCCUCAAACUCUCUAAUUGCCUGAAGAUGACAUUGAACCCCUGGUUCCCCUCCCUCCCCUCCAGCCCCAAGACCUGCCUGAUUUAUCCUGUGCUGGGAUAGAAACUAGGACUUCAUGCAUGCCGGUGAGCACUCUACCAAUCGAGCUACAUCCCUAACAGAAAACAUUUUUCUGUUUUAGUUAAAAGCUUUUUUUUUUCUUCUUCUGGUAUUAGCGCUAAAACUCGGGGCCUUGCACAUGGUAGGUAAGCGUUCUACACUCCAGCACUGAAAUGGCUUUUCUUCUUUCUCCAAGCCCAGAGCAUGCUGGGGACACCCUCUACCCACCGGGUCACUCCUGUCCCGUGUCACAGCCUGGCCCUGGCUUUGUAAGCAGUACCUCUUGACCUUAUGCCCGAUAGCUUUGACAUCAGUCCUCUGUUUUUGCCAUUGUUGCUCUGCUAUGUUUGAUUAUACUUUUCCAGUCACCUUCUCUGGUCUCUACUUCAGGCUUCUGGGUCCGUGGUCUUCUGCAAGAAGAGAGGUGUAUCAAAGAUCAUCUAGAUCUUUGACGCCUGCAACUGGAUGGACAGAGAGCUUGGGGGUGUAACGAUGUUAAAUUAACUUAGGUUGGACCUGUUGGGUUUCAGGGUCGUGAAGCAGUCACACACAUUACAACUGUACACACGGAUGGCUGUUUUGAAACUGACACACAGCCACUUUGGGGCUCAGGGGACUGUAGAUGGGCGCCAUAAUCAGGUUCUGUUAGCCUCACUGCAUCCUUCGCUUGAGGGCUGCCUGCCUUGGUGUAUUCUCCCAUAGGAGCACUAGGGGGCAGCACACAACAGUGGAAAUGCCCAGAGUUGGCUCACGGACUCUGAGUUGGCAUUCUGGGUGCGCACCAAUCCACACGCUGUGUGAAUAUAGACUUUGAACUAAUGUACUUUUCAUAGAAGAGGGGCUCAGCUUCGGCUAAGAUAGCACUUUUUUUUUUACAGGAUGAACUCGGAAGCCAGAGGCUUUGGACUGUGCACAACUCUAUUACUUACUGGGUUUGUGAAUUUGGUUAGGCCACAGAACCUUUCCGUGCCUCUGAAAUAUCUGUAAAGUAGUGGGUGGCGGCACAGGAGCCUUUCCCUGAUCACGGCUUCAUUUUCUUUCUUUUUUUUUAAU
Molecule: messenger RNA, 2011 nt
Organism: Mus musculus (house mouse)
Lineage: Eukaryota; Metazoa; Chordata; Mammalia; Rodentia; Muridae
Product: predicted gene, 42323
Exons: 3
Coding region: 50-961 (303 amino acids)
Source: RefSeq, marked predicted